AUGCCGUGUGCGCGCUGCCGCUCUGGUGGCGCGGUAUGUACCUAUGAACGAGUAGACCAUGCCUCUUCACCUGCCACUCCACGCUUCGACGUCGAUACGCGCUCUAGCCACAGCCAGGCCGGUGAUGCAGGGCCAACCUCCAAUGGGCAGCGUGGAGGCAUCUCUAUUGAAUUUCUUCUCAACUUCACGAACCCAUCAGGCUACCGUCCAUCCGCAGUAAUCGCCGCUGAAGCUGCCGAGCUCGAUGAUGCAGACGGUGAAGCGCGCGCUCAGCUAGACCCGACAGACCAGCAAAUGGCCAAUGACCAAAUGUUCUUCGAUCUCGCCGAUGUUCCUUCGGUCUUCUUCGGCUUUCCAUUCCUCAUGGAAAGGGAUGCUGAGUACAUAUCUCCAAUGAUAAGCGAUAGUCUAACGCCUGAGCUCGAGGAUGCCUACGCGCUGGAAGUUCGUAUCAGAGAACUGAUACACGAACUCUCCGCUCAGUACAGCGCCAUGCUGGAACGCAAUGAUGCCAUCCAAAUGGCUUUUGACCUCCAGUUCGCAGAGUCAGUCUUCACAGUAGGAAACGUAAGACACUUUGUUUGGGCUUUCUUUCGCUAUUUUCACUUCUCAUUUCCCAUCCUGCACAAGCCAACGUUCGACUUGCAGACGGCAUCACUUCCUCUCUUGCUCACACUUAUUCUGUUCGGCUCCAUGUCUUCCAACGACUCGGGUUCUUCCAUCGCAGUACGACGGUUCUCAUAUAUUGCGGAAGCUUACGUUUUUGACAAGCUGAUUUCGCGGCAAAAAUUGCAGACGCCCCAAUCAGCAUUCGUUAAUAACGAGGAGCUUGAACUGAUACAGGCGAGCCUUUUGUUCUUGGUCUUUUUGAACAACGUCAACGACCUCGCUACACGACGGCGAAUUCGACUCCAGAGGAUGCCGUCAGUAAAUGCCGCUGUGCGAGCAUCAGGCUUGUUCGCACAUCGACGAAGACCCUUUAUCACAGCCCAAGGUACAUAUGAUUGGCGGGGUUUCAUUGCCGAUGAGAUGCGAUUAAGAGUGGGAAUGUGGACUUGCAUAUUUGAGACCACCAUAUCAAUUUUCUUCAACACCCCACCACAGAUUGCUACAGCUGAGAUGACUGGUAACAUGCCAUGUGAUGAGGAUCUAUUCAGAGCCGAAUCAGCCGCGGACUUUGAGCGGGUUGCCUCACUUGGACGGUCAAACCAACAGGCUUAUACAUUACCCGAACUCAUGUCACGCCUUCUCCUCGCACCUCUUGAGGAGAACGAAAACAAUGAGAAACAUGUCUCAGCAACAGUAAUGUUGAUACUCAUUUGCGGUUUGUCAUUGCUUUACCUCGACUAUGAAGUUACGACUGACCCUCCAUAG
Messenger RNA from Alternaria burnsii, 1374 nucleotides. RefSeq lists its product as uncharacterized. Gene Ontology annotation, biological process: regulation of transcription by RNA polymerase II; DNA-templated transcription. The coding region runs from base 1 to 1374 and encodes 457 amino acids. NCBI's taxonomy places the organism in Eukaryota, Fungi, Ascomycota, Dothideomycetes, Pleosporales, Pleosporaceae. The transcript is spliced from 2 exons. The record is from RefSeq and is a predicted model, not a curated record. Gene Ontology annotation, cellular component: chromatin. Gene Ontology annotation, molecular function: RNA polymerase II cis-regulatory region sequence-specific DNA binding; DNA-binding transcription factor activity, RNA polymerase II-specific; zinc ion binding.